Molecule: messenger RNA, 2964 nt
Organism: Pipistrellus nathusii (Nathusius's pipistrelle)
Lineage: Eukaryota; Metazoa; Chordata; Mammalia; Chiroptera; Vespertilionidae
Source: the annotation of a GenBank genome assembly
AUGGAGAGGCAGAGACGGAAGGCGGACAUCGAGAAGGGGCUGCAGUUCAUCCAGUCGACACUCCCCCUAAAGCAAGAAGAAUAUGAGGCCUUUUUGCUCAAGCUGGUGCAGAACCUGCUGGCGGAGGGCAACGACCUGUUCCGGGAGAAGGACCACAAGCAGGCGCUGGGGCAGUACAUGGAGGGGCUGAACGUGGCCGACUACGCCGCCUCCGACCAGGUGCACCUGCCCCGGGAGCUGCUGUGCAAGCUGCACGUCAACAGGGCCGCCUGCUACUUCACCAUGGGCCUGUACGAGAAGGCGCUGGAGGACAGCGAGAAGGCGCUGAGGCUGGACGGCGAGAACAUCCGGGCGCUGUUCCGCAAGGCGCGCACCCUCAACGAGCUGGGCCGCCACAAGGAGGCCUACGAGUGCAGCAGCCGCUGCUCGCUGGCCCUGCCCCACGAUGAAAGCGUCACGCAGCUGGGCCAGGAGCUGGCUCAGAAGCUGGGGCUGCGAGUCCGGAAGGCGUACAAGAGGCCCCAGGAACUGGAGACCUUCUCUCUGCUCAGUAACGGCACUGCGGCUGGUGUGGCAGACCAGGGAAUCUCCAACGGCCUGGGCUCCAUCGACGACAUCGAGACAGACUGCUACGUGGACCUGCGAGGCUCCCCGGCCCUCCUCCCCGCGCCCCCCACGAUGCCCCUGUUCCCCCACGUGCUGGACCUGCUGGCGCCCCUGGACAGCAGCAGCAGCAGGGCGCUGCCCAGCUCCGAGGGCCUGGACGACCUGUCCGACGGGGACGUCUUUGGUCCGGAGCUGGACACCCUCCUGGACUCCCUGUCCCUGGUCCAGGGCGGCCUGCCUGGCAGCGGCGUGCCCAGCGAGUUGCCCCAGCUGAUCCCCGUGUUCCCCGGCGGGACCCCGCUGCUGCCCCCGGUGGUGGGCGGGUCCAUCCCCGUCUCCAGCCCCCUGCCCCCCGCCUCCUUCGGCCUCGUCAUGGACCCCGCCAAGAAGCUGGCCGCUUCGGUGCUGGACGCCCUGGACCCCCCGGGCUCCGCGCUGGACUCCCUGGACCUGCUGCCCUACUCAGAGACCCGCCUGGACGCCCUGGACAGCUUCGGCUCCGCCCGGGGCGCCCUGGACAAGCCCGGCGCCUUCCUGGAGGACACCGGCUCCCAGGACCCGCGCCCCCCCAGCGGCUCUCAGAAGCCGGCCCCCUCGCCAGAGCCCUCCAUGCCCAACACCGCCUUGCUCAUCAAGAACCCCUUGGCCGCCACCCACGAGUUCAAGCAGGCCUGCCAGCUCUGCUACCCCAAAACAGGCCCCAGGGCCGGCGACUACACCUACCGCGAGGGCCUGGAGCACAAGUGCAAGCGGGACAUCCUGCUCGGCCGGCUCCGGAGCUCCGAGGACCAGACCUGGAAGCGGAUCCGGCCUCGGCCCACCAAGACCAGCUUCGUGGGCUCCUACUACCUGUGCAAAGACAUGAUUAACAAGCAGGACUGUAAGUACGGGGAUAACUGCACCUUCGCCUACCAUCAGGAGGAGAUCGACGUGUGGACCGAGGAGCGGAAGGGCACCCUGAACCGCGACCUGCUCUUCGACCCGCUGGGGGGCGUCAAGCGCGGCAGCCUCACCAUCGCCAAGCUCCUCAAGGAGCACCAGGGCAUCUUCACCUUCCUCUGCGAGAUCUGCUUUGACAGCAAACCCCGGAUCAUCAGCAAAGGCACAAAGGACUCUCCGGCUGUCUGCUCCAACCUGGCCGCCAAGCACAGCUUUUACAACAACAAGUGCCUGGUGCACAUCGUCCGCUCCACCUCCCUCAAGUACUCCAAGGUCCGCCAGUUCCAGGAGCACUUCCAGUUCGACGUGUGCCGCCACGAGGUGCGCUACGGCUGCCUGCGGGAGGACAGCUGCCACUUCGCCCACAGCUUCAUCGAGCUCAAAGUCUGGCUGCUGCAGCAGUACUCAGGCAUGACCCACGAAGACAUCGUCCAGGAAUCCAAGAAGUACUGGCAGCAGAUGGAGGCGCACGCCGGGAAGGCCAGCAGCGGCCUGGGUGCCCCGCGGACACACGGGCCCAGCACCUUUGACCUGCAGAUGAAGUUCGUGUGUGGCCAGUGCUGGAGGAACGGGCAGGUGGUGGAGCCUGACAAAGACCUCAAGUACUGCAGCGCCAAGGCCCGGCACUGCUGGACCAAGGAGCGGCGGGUCCUGCUGGUGAUGUCCAAGGCCAAGAGGAAGUGGGUGUCAGUGAGGCCACUGCCGUCCAUUCGCAACUUCCCACAGCAAUACGACCUCUGCAUCCACGCGCAGAACGGCCGCAAGUGCCAGUACGUGGGGAACUGCUCCUUCGCGCACAGCCCCGAGGAGCGGGACAUGUGGACGUUCAUGAAGGAGAACAAGAUCCUGGACAUGCAGCAGACCUACGACAUGUGGCUGAAGAAGCACAACCCGGGGAAGCCGGGGGAAGGGACCCCCCUCGGCGCCCGGGAAGGGGAGAAGCAGAUCCAGAUGCCCACGGACUACGCCGACAUCAUGAUGGGCUACCACUGCUGGCUCUGCGGCAAGAACAGCAACAGCAAGAAGCAGUGGCAGCAGCACAUCCAGUCCGAGAAGCACAAGGAGAAGGUCUUCACGUCCGACAGCGAUGCCAGCGGCUGGGCCUACCGCUUCCCCAUGGGCGAGUUCCGGCUGUGCGACAGGCUCCAGAAGGGGAAGGCCUGCCCGGACGGGGACAAGUGCCGCUGCGCCCACGGCCAGGAGGAGCUCAGCGAGUGGCUGGACCGGCGCGAGGUGCUGAAGCAGAAGCUGGCCAAGGCCCGCAAGGACAUGCUGCUGUGCCCGCGGGACGACGACUUCGGCAAAUACAACUUCCUGCUGCAGGAGGACGGCGCCGCGGGCGCCACGCCCGGAGUCCCCGCUGCCCCCGCCGCCCCCGCCGCCGCCGCCCCCGCCGCCGCCGCGGGCCCCGGGGAGUAG